AUGCAGCGGGACGUGGGCAGCCUGCCGCUGAGCCCCGCGUUGCGUGCCCGCCUGCUGGCCGCCGGCUUCCAAACAGCGCAGGAGCUGCUGGAGACCGGUCCGUGCGGGCUGAGCAAAGAAAUUGGGGUCUCCAAAGAAGAGGCGCUGGAAGUAUUACAGGUUGUCAGGCAGGAAUGUGCUGGCAAUGCAGCAAAGACGGCUGGGGGGUCAGACAGCACCAGGAAGUGCACAGCUCUGGAACUUCUGGAAGAAGAGCAAGCACAGGGCUUCAUCAUCACCUUUUGUUCAGCGCUGGACAACAUUCUGGGAGGUGGUGUGCAACUGACGAAAAUUACUGAGAUCUGUGGAGCACCUGGUGUUGGGAAAACACAACUAUGUAUGCAGCUGGCAGUGGAUGUCCAGAUCCCGGAAUGCUUUGGGGGUGUAGCUGGGGAAGCAGUGUUCAUUGAUACUGAAGGCAGUUUUAUGGUAGACAGAGCAGCGGAUAUUGCAACUGCCUGCGUGCAGCAUUGCCAGCUUAUUGCUGAAGCUCAUCAAGAAGAAGAUCAUCUAAAAGCUUUGGAGACUUUUUCUCUGGAAAGUAUCCUUUCUCACAUAUAUUACUUCCGUUGCCGUGACUACAUAGAGCUUCUAGCACAGGUCUAUCUCCUCCCAGACUUUCUUUCAGAGCACUCAAAGGUCCGACUGGUGGUAAUUGAUGGAAUUGCCUUUCCCUUCCGCCAUGAUUUUGAGGACCUCUCACUUCGAACACGGCUUCUGAAUGGUCUGGCACAGCAGCUGAUCAUCAUAGCAAAUGAUCACAAAGCAGCGGUUGUUCUGACAAACCAAAUGACAACCAGGUUUGGACAAAACCAGUCCAUGUUGGUACCUGCAUUAGGAGAAAGCUGGGGACAUGCUGCUACCGUGCGUUUAAUCUUUCACUGGGACAACACUCAGAGGUUGGCAACAUUGUACAAAUCACCGAGUCAGAAGGAGUCAACCAUACCAUAUAACAUUACACCUCAGGGCUUCCGAGAUGUGCAGCCUCCACCUGUCACCCAAAAUGCAGAAGGUACUGAAAUGAACCCUCGCAAACGGCCACGGAGAGAAGAGGAAAAGCAACAGUGAUUCAGAAGAACCAUUCCAAAAAGCUGUGCUGCAUGAGAACAACCAUGGAGAGAGCAUGCAGCCAGAGGCAGCCGGAGAGGUUCUUUAAAUUCCUACUCUGGACUUUAUUUUAUUGUUAAAACUGUAAUAUGAAAUUUUUUUUUCUGGCAGAAAAAUUACCUGUGUAUGGCAUGAUUUUACUUUUAUAAUAAAAUCUAUUUUAUAUGA
This is a messenger RNA of Centrocercus urophasianus (Greater sage-grouse), 1314 nucleotides long. It is a transcript of the gene RAD51C, whose product is annotated as RAD51 paralog C. Gene Ontology annotation, molecular function: ATP-dependent DNA damage sensor activity; four-way junction DNA binding; ATP binding. The transcript is spliced from 9 exons. The record is from RefSeq and is a predicted model, not a curated record. Gene Ontology annotation, biological process: meiotic DNA recombinase assembly; DNA repair; reciprocal meiotic recombination. Bases 1 to 1107 code for a protein of 368 amino acids. NCBI's taxonomy places the organism in Eukaryota, Metazoa, Chordata, Aves, Galliformes, Phasianidae. Gene Ontology annotation, cellular component: Rad51C-XRCC3 complex; replication fork; Rad51B-Rad51C-Rad51D-XRCC2 complex.